AUGGAGACAGAUCCAAAACCAAGGAAUUUGGCUGAAGCAAAUGAUUUUGUCUCAGUGCAAAACCCAAUAUCCCGAAGGCGAAAACCAGGUUAUCUUCUUAGGGCACUACUUGAUGAGCAUUACCCGCCUGGUUUUCUCAGAAAGGUGGUGGCAGAGACAAUAGCGACCUAUCUUUUGGUGUUUGUGACGUGUGGUUCAGCUGCUCUUAGCGCAGCUGAUGAAAACAGAGUCUCAAAACUGGGAGCCUCCGUUGCCGGAGGGCUUAUUGUGACUGUGAUGAUCUAUGCAGUAGGACACAUCUCCGGCGCACACAUGAACCCGGCCGUCACUCUAGCUUUUGCAGCUGUCAGACAUUUUCCAUGGAAGCAGGUCCCAGUUUAUGCAGCAGCUCAACUGGGUGGGGCUAUUUCUGCUGCAUUUACGCUGCGUGUAAUAUUGCACCCAAUAAAGGAUCUCGGCACUACAUCACCAACAGGAACAGAAAUUAAAGCUCUAGUCACGGAGAUGGUGGUGACAUUUACUAUGAUGUUCACCGCUUCAGCUGUUGCAACGGAUACUAAAGCUAUAGGAGAGCUUGCGGGUCUUGCAGUUGGUUCUGCAGUAUGCAUCACAUCCAUCUUUGCCGGACCAAUAUCAGGGGGAUCUAUGAACCCAGCGAGGACAAUAGGUCCAGCACUUGCAAGCGCAUCCUAUAAGGGGAUUUGGGUGUAUUUCGUCGGCCCAGUGACUGGAACGCUUCUAGGGGCAUGGGCUUACAAACUGAUUCGGGUGCGGGAUGAAUUAGUUCACUCAACAUCAAUAUCCACUAAGGUGCCGGAUGAAUUAGUUCACCCAAUAUCCACUGAGGAGCAGCGAAGAGAGGUGAUUAUAUAUCCUGAGAAUUCUGUGUGAAGGGAUGGUUGUGCCCAUGAUGGGGAAAUUGUGACAAGCUUCU
Molecule: messenger RNA, 934 nt
Organism: Corylus avellana
Lineage: Eukaryota; Viridiplantae; Streptophyta; Magnoliopsida; Fagales; Betulaceae
Product: aquaporin NIP2-1-like
Biological process (GO): transmembrane transport
Cellular component (GO): membrane
Molecular function (GO): channel activity
Source: RefSeq, a predicted model, not a curated record